AUUGUCUUAUGAGAGUAGGGCUGUGGACUGCAGUAUCUGGUUUCUGCUACCUAUUUCUGCCUGGCUGCAUCAUACAAGAGACACACACACAUUGGCCUAUGCUGCCCAUUGGAUUGAAAGAGAAGCUGAUGAUUUUGUGUCUCCGUCAAGAGGCUUGUUUCUGUGUGAGGAGUGAGAGUGCUCUGCAGAGAAAGGUAUCUGGCAGCUGGAUAGCUGGGACUGCAUUGUCUGCCUUCAUGAUCCCCGCUGUGUGAAAGCUUCCUAGAUUUCCUCCUUCAUUUCAUACUAAUUUAUUAAACCCUCAUCUGAGGCCAGCCAUGUUUGGUACGGAAUCGUCAUUGAGCAUGUUUUUGAAUACGUUGACCCCUAAAUUUUAUGUUGCUCUGACGGGUACAUCCUCCCUCAUAUCGGGGCUUAUAUUGAUAUUUGAAUGGUGGUAUUUUCGGAAGUAUGGAACAUCAUUCAUUGAACAAGUCUCUGUAAGUCACUUGCGCCCUCUGUUAGGAGGUGUUGACAACAGCACGCCAAGUAACUCAAAUACAAGUAAUGGAGAUGCUGACUCAAGUCGACAAAGUGUCUCAGAGUGUAAAGUAUGGCGAAAUCCGUUAAAUCUGUUUCGAGGAGCAGAAUAUAAUCGAUACACAUGGGUGACCGGAAGAGAACCGUUAACAUAUUACGAUAUGAAUCUUUCAGCACAGGAUCAUCAAACGUUCUUCACAUGUGACACUGAUCACAUGCGGCCAUCAGAUGCAAAGAACAACAGAGUCCUCCCUUCCUUCCAGGUGUGCCCAGCAGCAGAGUCCCCCCUUAGUCCAGUAAUGCAGAAGGCAUGGCGUGAAAGAAACCCACAAGCCAGAAUUUCUGCUGCACAUGAAGCAUUAGAAUUAAAUGAAUGUGCUACUGCAUUUAUUCUUCUUGCUGAGGAAGAGGCGACUACUAUUGUGGAGGCAGAGAAGUUGUUUAAGCAAGCACUUAAGGCUGGAGAAGGCUGCUACAGGAGAAGCCAACAGUUACAGCACCAUGGUGCUCAAUAUGAAGCUCAACACAGGCGGGACACAAAUGUACUUGUGUACAUUAAAAGAAGAUUAGCAAUGUGUGCAAGAAAGUUGGGCAGAACGAGGGAAGCAGUAAAGAUGAUGAGAGAUUUAAUGAAGGAGUUCCCACUGCUGAGCAUGUUCAAUAUUCAUGAGAACUUAUUAGAAGCUCUGCUAGAGCUCCAGGCAUACGCAGAUGUGCAAGCAGUAUUAGCAAAGUACGAUGAUAUCAGUUUACCAAAAUCUGCCACAAUAUGUUACACAGCUGCACUACUCAAAGCAAGAGCAGUAUCAGACAAAUUUUCUCCAGAAGCUGCAUCUCGACGGGGGCUGAGCACAGCAGAAAUGAACGCUGUAGAGGCUAUUCACAGAGCAGUGGAGUUUAAUCCACAUGUGCCAAAAUAUCUUCUUGAAAUGAAGAGUUUAAUAUUACCCCCAGAACACAUUCUGAAGAGAGGGGACAGUGAAGCAAUAGCAUAUGCUUUCUUUCACCUUCAACACUGGAAAAGGGUAGAGGGAGCCUUAAACCUCUUACACUGUACGUGGGAAGGGACAUUCAGAAUGAUUCCUUAUCCACUGGAAAAGGGUCAUCUUUUCUAUCCAUACCCCAUCUGUACAGAGACUGCAGACAGAGAAUUACUUCCAUCAUUUCAUGAAGUUUCAGUCUAUCCAAAGAAAGAACUUCCUUUCUUCAUACUCUUCACAGCGGGCCUAUGCUCUUUCACAGCUAUGCUGGCUCUUCUCACACAUCAGUUCCCAGAACUCAUGGGAGUUUUUGCAAAAGCUUUCCUGAGCACCCUGUUUGCACCUUUAAACUUUGUCAUGGAGAAAGUGGAAAGCAUACUCCCCUCCAGUUUGUGGCACCAACUUACUCGAAUCUGACACUUUUGCAGCACUACAAGAUGAACCCAACAACUUGGCUGCAUGACUAACAGAAGACCAGUUACCUAAGAAUAGACUGUUCUCAGAAACAAAUGUUUUUUUUUGUUAAUGGGAAAACAUGAUGUUCAGUUCUGCUAUAUUUUGCCUUCAGGAGCAGAAAACGAUUCUUUAAAAUAAAACUUUUGUGUAUGGCA
Rana temporaria (common frog) is the source of this 2110-nucleotide messenger RNA. RefSeq names its product suppression of tumorigenicity 7 (gene ST7). The transcript is spliced from 16 exons. The coding region runs from base 318 to 1916 and encodes 532 amino acids. Lineage: Eukaryota; Metazoa; Chordata; Amphibia; Anura; Ranidae. The record is from RefSeq and is a predicted model, not a curated record.